CUCUGUGCCUGUGUGGGAGCGUGACCCGCCCUGAUAAAUAGGGCUGUUUGUGCUCCUGCAGAGCAUCUGCGGGGCUGAGCCUUCCCUGAGGAUGGGAGCGCCCCUGCUCCCCUGGCUGCUCCUGCUGCUGAUGUCCCACUCUGCCCAUGCAGCCAUCCUGGAGGUGAACGGGAACCUGAGCUGUAGGUGUGCCAGGACAACCUCGGAAUACAUCAGUCCCAAGAAAUACGAGAGCAUUGAGAUAAGGCCCGUGGGCAGCAGCUGCAGGCGCACGGAGAUCAUCAUUAAGUUAAGGACCUCAGGGAAGGUGUGUGUGAAUCCCGAAGCCCCCUGGGUGAAGAAGCUGCUGAAGCGCAUUGCCAGCACGAAGAAAAAAUAGCUUUCCUGCUAAGGAAGUCAUUGCCCAGAGCUGCGAGGCAGGUUGGCAGAUGAUGCCCAGGUGUGCAGACCUGGCUGCUCCUCACUUUGCCCUGUCUUCCUCCCCUUCCCGAAAGCCCCACGUCUGGCUCUGGUGGCAGUGGCUGUGGGGAGGGUGCCUCACUGCUGGCCCCAGCCCCGUGGCAGGUUUGGGGGGGCUCUUCCCUGCUCUCGGUCCCUGGAUCAGUGUGAAUAUGAAUCCUUCAUUUAUUUAGUUGCCUGUGGACUGCGAAACCGUUCCCUGUCAGGGGCUGCUCCUGCUUCUUUAGGAAUUAUUUUGUGACUUUUUCCAUGUGAAGUGCUCGGCAGCAGAGUGUGUGUCUGAGGGUUGUGUGGCAUGUCCUGUUUUGGAAGCUCGAGUCCAAUAAAAUUCGGGAUUUUUCUUUCUGUUGUA
Molecule: messenger RNA, 811 nt
Organism: Haemorhous mexicanus (house finch)
Lineage: Eukaryota; Metazoa; Chordata; Aves; Passeriformes; Fringillidae
Product: C-X-C motif chemokine 5-like
Exons: 4
Coding region: 92-379 (95 amino acids)
Biological process (GO): neutrophil chemotaxis; antimicrobial humoral immune response mediated by antimicrobial peptide; inflammatory response
Cellular component (GO): extracellular region
Molecular function (GO): chemokine activity; CXCR chemokine receptor binding
Source: RefSeq, a predicted model, not a curated record